GUGAAAUUGUGAUUUGUUAGUUAUGAAAUGGGUAGUCAAACGGAUAUGAUGGUUUGAUUGUUGAGUAUGGAGAGUGGUCAGUCUCCGUCACCGGUGUACGAGCAAGAUAACGAAGCGGAUUUAUCCUUGAGAGUGUUAAGCCAUUCGAUGGAAGAGCCAGAACCAUGCUCCUUCAACUUACGUCUCAUUGAAGCUGUUCGUAGUAGCCGUUGUCUCUAUGAUGCCAAAGAUCGUCUGUAUCGCUCAGCGGAUCAUAAGAUCAAAGUGUGGAAUCGACUUGUACAAAUAUUACAAUUUGAUGGUGAUGCACGUACUUUAUAUAAUCGUUGGAAACAGUUGCGUGACAAAUAUGGGAAAGAAAAAAAGAAGUUAAAAUACGGUGCGGAACAUACUGGAUGGCAGUACUUUAAGCACUUGACCUUUUUAGAUCCACAUAUGAUUGACCGACAGCAGCAACAAUUUGCUCGUGCUAAAGACGGCAAAGGAGUUAUGCUUUCACCCGGAGGAACUCCGCAUCAUAUCGUGAUCAACGACCCAACCUUCUCGCUAUCAUUGAUCCAAGAGGUGCAGCAACAUCCAUGUCUAUAUGAUAUCAGAGAUCCCAAAUACAGACAUUCCGAAUGUCGAAAUCAAGCAUGGUCGGAAAUCAUCAAAAACUUGGACUUUCCAGGAGACAUCAAUUCUAUCUAUAAGCAAUGGAAAAAGGUACGCGAUCGUUAUGUGAGAGAAAAACGAAAGAUGCGGAUGUCGAGUGCAAACGGUGGUGAAGUGGAGGAGUCGCAGUGGGAUCUGUUUCCACAGAUGAUGUGGAUUGAUCCAUUUUUAGAUGAUCGAGCAACACAUUAUUCAAGAAGUGUGAAGCGAAAACAUGACAGUGAAGAGUUGUCUGAAGAUGGCUUUUUGGACGAUUUAACAGAUAAUUCGCACGGUCAGCACAGUGUCUCACAAAAUCAGUCACCGUAUUCUACUGUAUUAUUACCGGGAGGAUUGACUGCUGUUAAAACAGUUCAGGGUACUUCCAGAGAAGCAGAACGAACAGCAAUGGUGACAAGAAAUUUAUCACUACAACAACGUGAUAUGAAUGCUGUUGAUGGUGACAAAGCAUUUGCAUUAAGUGUAACAGCUGAUAUGCUUGCACUUCCUGAGCAUGCUAGAGCAAUUGCAAAGGCUCAGAUUCAGAACUGGCUUGAUAAUUCUAGGCUAUCGCAGCAGAUACAGUUUGAUUCCAAAUAGUGGCAACAUUAUUGUACAGUGCAAAUGUUGAAUCCAAAUGCCAAGUUUGUUAGUAUCGUUAAUAGGAUCUUGGGUAUAGUAUUGUCUUUGAAGUUGUCCUUAGAAAUCACUCAGGUCAUUGUAGUUUUAUAAACAUUAUUUUUCUGGUUGUAUUAGAAGCAAAAGAAUACAUUUCACUAGUUUUUCCUCUAAAUUAUUAUUUUGUAAUCUUCAUUUAUUUGGAGAUACUUUUCUUGCUUCAUUUUGUUAUAAAAUCAAAUGUGUAGGAGAAUUCUUUUUAUGCAUCUUUAUUUAUUUUUCUCGUAUGUAAUUUUUUCUAUUCUCAAAUGAUUAUUUUCCUUCCGUUUUCUUUGAUUCUUAUCGUUUUGUUCCCUUUUAAAGUUAUGUUUGCAUAAGAUUUGUUGCAAUCUGUGUUUAUUUCGGACAUAAUAAUGGCCAGCUGAUUAUUUUUAUCCUCAUUAAUUACUUUUUAAGAGUAUAAUCAAAUGUUGAUCAAGUUGACAAUAAGCAAUCACCAAGAAACUGCAAAAGCAAAAUGUGAUUGGUACAGUGGUUAUAGCAUUGUACCGAUCACAUUGUACCAAUUAUGUUGGCUGUACUUUACGCUCAAAUUGUAUAAUGCUGUAAAUGUCCUAACAAAGUGGAACAAUUCGCAUUACAAAAAGUGAAUAUCAAUUUAUAUCAACUUUUCAUAUUUCAUAUCUAGUCUAUCUGCUCUUUAUUGGAGUUGGCUGUACUUUGCGUAUAAAUCUAGCACGGGCUAGGGUUGUCUUCAUAAUGUCAAUAGUGUUGCUUAGAAGACUCGUAAAACUGAU
This is a messenger RNA of Loa loa (African eye worm), 2048 nucleotides long. RefSeq lists its product as hypothetical. The record is from RefSeq and is a predicted model, not a curated record. Gene Ontology annotation, cellular component: transcription regulator complex; nucleus. NCBI's taxonomy places the organism in Eukaryota, Metazoa, Nematoda, Chromadorea, Rhabditida, Onchocercidae. Bases 67 to 1233 code for a protein of 388 amino acids. Gene Ontology annotation, biological process: regulation of transcription by RNA polymerase II. The transcript is spliced from 7 exons.